Tachysurus fulvidraco (yellow catfish) is the source of this 4101-nucleotide messenger RNA. It is a transcript of the gene fndc5b, whose product is annotated as fibronectin type III domain containing 5b. Bases 184 to 819 code for a protein of 211 amino acids. Gene Ontology annotation, molecular function: protein binding. The transcript has 6 exons. Lineage: Eukaryota; Metazoa; Chordata; Actinopteri; Siluriformes; Bagridae. The record is from RefSeq and is a predicted model, not a curated record.
CUCUCUCUCUCCCCGCACAGUAGAGAGUUUUUCAUCACCUCUCCGUUCUCCGCCAUGAGCAGACUGAAGGCGCUGAGGCGGUGUGGCGCGGCGCGUUAAGUGAACCUGUGAGCUGCGGACAUUCCCGCGUGAGUAAAUGGGCUUGGAGGUUGACCGGGCGGAAUGUAAAGGAUCCCGUGAAGGAUGGGAGGAAAAAGCUCCUCUGCUGCUGCGUUCCUGCCGCCGCCGCUGCUGCUGCUGCUGCUCGCCUGCAUGUUCGCGUCUCCGGUCAGCGCCGACAGCCUAUCCGCCCCACUGAAUGUAACCAUCAAGACCUUAGAGGGCAAUGCGGCUGUGGUCACAUGGGACAUCCUAGAGGGAGAUCCGGUCAUCGGCUUUGCCAUCACACAGCAGAAGAAGGACGUGCGCAUGAUGCGUUUCAUCCAGGAAGUGAACACUACCACUCGCUCAUGUGCAUUAUGGGAUUUGGAGGCUGAUACAGAGUACAUUGUCCAUGUGCAGUCUAUCAGCAUGAGUGGCACAAGUCCUCCUAGUGACCCUGUCCUUUUCCGCACACCAAAAGAGUCUGAAAAAAUGGCCUCCAAAAGUCCUGAUGAUGUGACAAUGAAGGAGGUUGGUCAGGCACAGUUGAGGGCCGGAGAGCUAAUCAUCAUAGUAGUGGUCCUGAUCAUGUGGGCAGGUGUAAUAGCUCUCUUCUGCCGUCAGUACGACAUCAUUAAAGACAACGAGCCCAACAACAACAAGGACAAAGCCAAGAACUCGUCGGAGUGCAGCACCCCCGAGCACCCUACAGGUGGUCUACUGCGCAGCAAGGUCUAACCAACCACAGGCAAUAACAGGCUUUAGCCUCAGGACAUAGCUGAGACAUACCGGAAAGCCAUCAAAUGACAUUAUUGUGAAACACGAGUGCCCAUCUUCAUUUGAAAAGACUUUUUAAUACCACAAAUACGGACCCCUUGGUGCUUGUCUACGAAGUACACAAAGACUAUGAUACACUCUAGUACAUUUGACGAGUCCACUUGAGCACAUCUGAAGAAUGAAGCCAAGACCUGAGAAUUGAAAAGUGCAUGACCGGGCGUUCCCUCGGGUCUGGCUCCAAACAGAGACGUUCCCUAAGCUCUGAGAAGAGAGAACUAGAAAUCCCAGGACACUCUGCCUCCAGCGCCGCCUCGCACAGAUAAGCAAAAUGUGUCAUCGCCUUUGAGGGAAGACGAUAAUAAACCGGAAUCGUGCUAUGAAUGAAGGGGAACAAUUUUUUUCCCCCCAAAGCUUUCUCUUCUUAUCAGUGCUGAAACAGGAUCAUAUGAGGAAGGGGAUAAAUUGAAGCUAUUUCACGUAUCUCUGUCUUUUUCUCUGCAUAUUCUCUAUUUUAUUUUUUUCAAUCUUUUUUUUUUUUUUGCCUCUUUUCGUCAUGCAUUUCCUUUUCUUCCAACUCAUUUUUCCUCGCUUGAGGUUUCUUUUCCACCCUGAAAAGGAGUCACCGCUGUAAACGUGAUAAUGUGUAUUGGUGCAGUGUGAUCUCUCUCCAUAAGCACUCUCUCGCUCUCAGGGCAUUCGAGUUAAAAUCCAGAGGAUGAAUAAUACAGUGGCUCACGCUGAACCUCAUCCAUCACACCAUCCACAUCAAUCCCAUUGCGAUAUACAGUAUAGACGAUAUAUGCGUAUAUUAUAUUAAUGCAGUGAUGGAGAAUAUAUUUAAUCACUCGUGCGCCUUGAGUAACUCAAACAGCUUGCCGUCGAUGAUGAGUAUAUAAACGUAGAGUAUUUAUUAAGUUGCUUUGCUUCUCAUUACCUGGUAACGCUCAUGUUUUAUGAGUACUGCUAUAAUUAUGCUUCUGCUGUGACGUAUGGCUCCAUUAGAGAUUCCGGUGCCUUUCCUCCCGAAGCGUUUUCUUACCAGUGUCCCAUCUCCUUCAAGACCUUCGACGCCCUCUUGUCUCAUUCUUGUGUAAUAAAUUUAUGGUUUGACAGCUUAAGUGAAGUAUGCGAGAUGAGGGAGCGGUUUGACAGCAUGUUAUUGGAGUGUCAGGACAGAUGGACUUGUCACUUACAGCACAGUCGCUGACGCGGACUUCGUCCUCCAGGGACAAACUCAACAAGUCGUCGGUUUACAGGAAGCAAUAAGAACAUGCUUAAUGCAGGUCAGAGGUCUAGAAAGAAUUGAUUUGUACCACGACAGGGCGUGCAAAUAUGAGGAAUGUGUCGGACAUGUGCGGAGGCAGUACAGUUUUGCUAUAAUAAUGCUUGAUAUCUGUUGACACACAAUAUCAUUUAUAGGAAAUCAUUUAUUUAACACUUAGAUCCAAGAGUUAGUUUGUAUGCUCUAGACUAAGCACCAAACUAUUACUUCAAACUUUUUUGUAAUAUGUGUUACUUAUAAAUUCAUGUUGUUACUGGGACUAUAAUUAUUAGGGAUGCCACUCCGUCGAUAGCGUUUUUCAAACCAUGUUUCAAUGCGUUUUCUGUUUGUUUGUUUGUUUGUUUCAUAUUUUAUUCUGCUCUGGUUAUGUUUCCUGUAUACAGUAUAUGGCAGCCAUGAAAAGCUUGCGAACAUAUCAACAUACACUUUCACCACUAAGCUUGUACUUUAUUACUGUACGUUAGCAAGCUGAUUUUAAAUGAUGUGCAUUAGCUAGCCAUGUUAGUUACUUUGGUGUUGUACUUUUUUUUAGUUACGAUGGUGUUGGAUUGCAGAGCAGAGUGGGUUUUGUUCUACUUUGGAAAAGUGUUUCAAUACAGCUGUAAACACAAUAGGUUUCGUUCUUCAGAAUCGUUCGUUGUCGAUAACUCAUAACGGGUUCGGUGUUGCUAUUUUUACUCACCUUGCGUUAUCCAGAGACGUUUUCUCUCACAUGGCUAGCGUUUACUACGUACUCCUCUCUCUGGUUUCUGGUGUUAAAGGAAUAUGUUGUGAUAUUUUCACAGAGCACGGUAUACGAUCUGCUUUGACUUUAGUUUAGUCUUUUCAUUUGAGCAAUGAUGUAUUCUCACAUCACAUAUUAUCAUGUUCUAUCGGAUGUUGGUAUUAGAGUGAUUUACGAGAAGAAAUAAUUCAUGGUGUGCCAGUAUCGGGUAGCAUCCCUAAUCAUUAUAAUUACUACAACCUGGCUGCAUGUCGUGCAUAUUAGCAAUAAUAAUAUUGCUACAUUCUGUGGUUGUGUUCUUUGCUGUGAUAUUUAAACCCCCAGUGUUGAAUCCUGGGUGAAGACUUUACUUUUUACUUUGUAUUAAUCAAUACAACAGCACAUGAUAAACCACUUGGUGACAUGUUUAAGGGCUUGUUUAUGUAUUUAUUACAUAUAUCAGCCAUCAGAUAUAUUGUUAUCUCAAUUUCCAAUUAUUGAGAUUAAAGUUUGAGAUUCCGUUUAAGAAGCAGUAUAUCAUGCGGCUCUUCUCGGCAACGAUUUGUAUUCAGCUGCGUCACUGAUUGAUGGCAGUGUUAAUCAAGUGGGUUGAAGAGUACUUGAAGGAGUCUCACUGCAUUGAAACAUCCCCCACCCACACACACACACACACACACACACACACCCCUCACCUCCCGUCCAGACAUACAACCGUUACAUUGUCAUAGUGGCAGCCAAACGGAGUCAUCUGUUCCUUCAUUUGUCAUGCCACCCCAACUGCCAGCAGAAAAAACUCUGUACUUCUCCUCUAAUAACUGCUAAUUAACCUUGGCCGGUGGGGAGAAAGCAGGAGGGCCGCCGGGUGAAAAAUGCCCGCUAUCAAUAUCGUGUCUGGGCAGCUUACAUAAGGCAGAGAGGAUUAUGUUUUCCCUUCUACAGAUCAUCGUUUUUUCUACCGCUAAGUUUCUGCUCUAACGGAUACAACGUGAGACAGUAAAUGAGAACGAGAAUGUGUACCUAAGCAUUGUUCUGCUGCGUUGACCAGAGCUUGUCCCACACAUGACCCACAAAAUAAUGAGAGAAAAUAAUCAAACCCUCCUCUCACCAUCAGUAUAGGCUUUGUUAAAGACAUUUACACUUACUAGUCGUUUAAAACUCUGUGAAUGUAAAAUGGCAGACUCUUAGUAACUCUUUCAUAAACUCUCAAGUAGGACAGCUUAAAAGAUUCUGAAAUCAGCUACAUUCCUGCUUUAACCCA